AUGCAAUAUAAAUAAUUUAAAGGAUUUCUUAUUAUAAAUUUUGAUUAUUUUUUUAAAUAUUAAAGACUAUUCAAGGAGGGAAAUGAACGAAGUAGAUAAUAAAGAAUUAGAUCUUUCAGUAGGUGUGUUAUCUAUAUAUAUUUAAUCACUUUAUAUACGAUUAUAUAAUAAUUAUAAUUCAUAUUUUAUUUUUAGUUUAACACCACUUAAAUAAGCAACACUCAGGAUUAAGACUCAAGAAACAACCUCAUUUCAAAGAUAAAAAGGUAUAUAUAAUAUAAUAAUAAUUAGGCUGAAUGUUGUGAGAUUUGUGGAAUUGGAUUUGAUAGACAAAUAUAAUAACCUGAAAUAGGUAAAGUCUAAUAUAAACAUUUAGGUAUGAUGAUUAUAACAUGUUAUGGAUGUUUAUCAACUUGUCAUUAUUAUUGUUAUGGUAUAUCAACAGAAGUUGAAAAAUUGUCAAAUUCCAAUAAUUAAGGGUAUUUUUAAUGUGACAAAUGCAAAUCAAAUAAAUCUUAAGAUUAUCCAUGUGUUGUUUGUAAUUAAAAAUAAGGUCUCAAAAAAAAAUUGCAUAAUUCAAAUGAAUUUGUACAUCCAUUAUGUGCUUAGUUCUCAAAAUAAAUAGAAAUAAUCUCAUUUAUAGAAAUGAAAUUUAACAAACUUAAUAAUUAAAAUAUUUCUUAAAUUGAAAAAUUAAAUACAGAAAAAAUAAAAUAGAAUUAAUAAAUUUGUGUAUAUUGUAAAGGUUCUAUAGGAACUAUUAAAUGUAAUAAAUGUAAUUCAUUUGCUCAUAUCUAUUGUAUUAUACAUAAAAUAACAGAUUCUGGAGGAUUUAGAUUAGAUUAUUCAGAAAGUAAUAAAGAUAAUUAAUGGUAAUGCUUUUUUAAUUACAAAUAACUACUUAAUAUAGUUAAUAUGAGUUAAACAAAUAAAGAUAAAUAAUUACUAAAAAAUAAUGUUUAAAUUAUAUUUAAUUAAUUUAUGAAAAUAUAAGGAAUUUAAAAGUAAAUCAAAUUUGAUACAUUAUUUUAAUAAUACUUUUAAAAUGAUAAAAUUGAAGAAGAAAAAGAGUAAUUAAUUAAUAUCAUAUUAUUAGAUCAAUUUUAUCAUGGAUUUGUUUUAAACAUAAAAAUACUAAAUCUUAUUGUUAUUGUAAAUAAGAAGUAGAUACAGAUGAUAUGGUAUAAUGUGAAACAUGUACUGAAUGGUUUCAUGAUUAAUGUGUUAGAAAAUAUUAAAAAGAUUUUCAAGAAUAAAAAAAUAAAGAUAUAUAUUGUUGUCCAUUUUGUAUUAAAUGGGCAAAAAAUAAAUUAAAUCAUAUCUUAAGAUAUAAUCCAGUAUCUAAUUUGAAUCAAUUAUUUCCACCUGUUUUAAAAUUGAAUUUCAUAUCACUUAUAAUUAUUGCAAUUUAUUGUGAAAGAACUUUAAAUAGAAUGAUUUCAAAAUGUAAUAAUUAUAUUAACAAUUUUAGAUAAUGAAACUGAAUAUUAAAUUGUUUAAUUUAUUCUAUCCAAUCUACCAUUUCCAAAUUCUUUAUAAACUUAACUUAAUUAAAUUGAAGAAAAAUAAAAAUCCUCUGAUAUCAUCAACUUUAUUUUUUCUUAAAAUAUUGUUUAUAGAGAUGAAAAUUAAUGGAUUAUCAAAUCUUAAUUAGAUUAAAAUAAUAAUACUGUACCUGAAAAUAUUCAACAUAAUAAUAAUUUAAAAAAUAAAUUAUUAUAAGUUAUUACCUUAUUUAAAGAUUUUGAUGAAUGUAAAUAUUAUUAAGAAUUAUUAUCAAAAUUGAAUCAUUUACAAAAUGCUUUUGAAAUUAUUAUAAUGAAAUAAAAAAUUACUAAAAAUACUAUAUUAAUGGAAUAUUAAUCAAAUGCAUUUUAAGAAUUUAUUUAUUUAUAAUAAUAAAUACCUACCUAUAAAAAAAUAAAAAAAGAGUUUAUAUCAACAUUAUAAUAAUCUCAAGAUAAAUUUUAUGAUUUUGAAACUAAAUUUAAUGGAAUUAUUGAUUCUUCUGAAGAAGAUAAUGAUGAUGAGGAACUUGAAGAUUAUUAAAAAUUAUAAAAAUAUUUUUAAUUGGAUAUAGUUCCAAUACAAAAUUAUUAAGAAUUCUUUAAUCUUUUAUCUCAAUCUAGAAUUAAAUUAAAUUAAUUCAAAAUUAAUAUAGAAUAUGUUAAUAAGAUUUUAAAAUAAAUUUAAAAUUUAUCUAUUAAAGUAUCCUGGAUUUCAUAUAUUGAAUAAGAAGUUAAUUAAGGAUUACAAAUUAUUGGAUAAUUAGAGGAUUCUAAAUUAAAUAAUUAAAAUAAUGCAAUUUAAAUUCUAAUCAAUAAAAUGGAAUAAACAUUCUGUUAUUAUAAAGAUUUCCCUAAACAUUAUGCUUUUCUAUCUAAAAUUAAAUUAUAUGAAUUAUAUAUUUAAGAUCUUGAUUAUUAUUAAGAUAAAGAUGAUGAAGAAGAAGAUGAUGAUGAUAGUGAAUUAUAAUAGAUAACUAAAGAAAUUUAGAUUAAAAUCUCUGUACCACAUUUACAGAUGUUAAAAGAUUUAUAAAAAGAAACUAGAGCUCCUUAAAAAGAAAUUCAACUUUUAAAUAGAGUAGAAUAAUAAAUGAAUGAAUAUAGAUAGAAAUUAAGAAAUAUAAUACUCUAAAAAGGAUUAAAUGAAUAAUUAAGAAAAAAAUAUUAAGCAGAAUUAUAAAUGAAUAAAUUAUAUGAUAUUCCAGAAAUUAAAGAACUUUAAUAAAAAUUAGAAAUAUUUUAAGAAGUUGAAAAAAUAAGAUUAUCUAAAACAUAAACAUUAUAAUAAUUAGAAAUGUGUUUAGAAAAAUCUAAAUAAUAUAAUUUUGAUGAUAAAUUAAUAAAUUAAUUUGAGUAUGAAAUCAAUAAAUAUAAUUAAAAAAGAAAAGAAAUUUAAAAAUUAUUAGAAAAUGAAAUUUAUGAAAGUGAAUAAUUAGAUUAAGCUAAAAUAUAUUUAUAAGAAAUAGCAUAAAGUAAAAUUGUAUUUGAAGAAAAAUAAUAAUUAUAAAGUUUAAAUAAAUCUUGUUAAUUUGUUUAAUAAUUAUAUGAAUUUUAUUAAAAGUAUAAAUCACCUGAAUAAGAAAUGGAAAUUGAAGAUGAUAAAAAUCCAGAUUUGUAAUUCAAAAUUAAUUAAAUUUGCAAUCCUUUAUAAAUUAUAUUUAAAAAUGAUCAAGAAUCAAUGAUCUAUGAUUUAGAAGUCAUUCUAAAUAAAUAACAAAUCAUAUUAGAUAAAAGAAUCAAUAAUAUUUUUAAUUAAUACUCAAAUUUCUUAUGGUAAAAAUAGGCUAAAAUAUUACUAUCUUAAUAUGAAUCAAAAUAAGAAAUUAGUAAUCAAUUAGUAGAUUCUGUAAUAUCAAAAAAGUUUAAAUUAUAAGAUUCUUUAGAAUAAAAUAAAUUGGAUUAAUUUAUUGAAUUGUUUAAUAAAUAACUUAUAAUUUUGAAUAAGAUAAUAAUACCAUUAUAAGAUUACAUUAAUAAAUAACCAAAAGAAAUCUCAUUAUCUGAAUGGAUUGAAGGUUAUAAUUAAAUAACUUUAAAAAUAAAAGGAGGAAUAUGGGAUUAAGUAAAAAUUUAUAAUGUAUGGGUAACAAUCAUAAUCAAAUUCUAAGAAAUCGAAAAUUCAGAAUUGCAUACAUAUGAGAGUCUAAAGUUGUUAUAAGAAAUUAUAUAAAUGUCUCAUAUGCCAAAAUAUUCAGCAAUUAUACAAAUAAUAAAUCAGAAAAUUAAUAACUUUAAUAAUUUAGUGGACAGAUUCAAAGAAUAUGGAUAAAGAAGAUAAAUAUUUAUAGAGAAGAAGAAAUCAAAGCAAGAAUCUUUGUCAUCUAAAUAAAAAAUUUAUUUUUCAAUUUUAGAUGCAAUAGAUUUAGAAUAAAAACUUAAAAGAAUAAAUAAUAUGGUACAUGAUUUCUUUUCUAAAGAAUUUUGUACUGAUUUAGAAUUUAUUAAAUAAAUUUAAGAAGAUUUUAAUAAUUGUCAAGAUGACGAUAUCUAAAUAUAUUCAUAAUUGUAUUAAAGAUUAACUUAAUCAUUUAUAUAGGAUGAUUUCUUAUUAGAUUAAUUAAAAAUAAAGAUAUAUUAAUCAAAAUUAAAAGAUAUUAUAAAAGGAAGAAAAACAGUAGAAUUAAAUAAGGCAAAAAAAUAAUAUAAAAGUUUGACGAAUUUAAUGGAAUAAACUAAUAAUGAAUUUGAAGAGUAUAUAUAAUAAUUCAAUAAAUUAUUAACUAUUGGAGAAAAUGUUUAAAAUAUUAUAAAUAAAGUAAAGAAUGAAUAAGAUUACACAUUUGAAGAGUUAGAAUUAUGUGUAUAAGAUAUGGAGAAGAUAUCAAAUAUUGAAAUAGAAAAUAAAGAAGAUUUAUUAAUUAAAUAUUAAGAAUGUCUAUAAGUGUAAAAAGAGAUAAACGAAAUAUAAAAUUCAUCGAUUAAAAGUAAAGAAAUUGUAAUCUAGAAUUUAUAUGAAAAAAUAGAAUAAUUACCUUUAUAAGAAGAAAAAUAAUUAGUAUAAACAUGGUUAAAUUAAUAUGAAUAAUUGAGUGGAAAUUAUAUUACUAUAAAAUCAAUGUUAUAAAAAUAAAAAACAUUCUAAAGUUGUAAAUUAUUGACAGAACUUAUAAAAAAGCUUUAGAAAUCUAAUGAGGAUUGUGUUAUCAUUCAUCUUGAAACUGAAAAUUUAUUAAGAGAUUAUUAAGAAUUUAAUAAAAGAUUAGAAUAAAUUGAAAGUAAUCCAUAAUCAGAUAAUGCUUAAAAAGAAUUUUAAGAAUUAUAAUCUAAUCUAAGAUGGGGAGAAUAAUAUGAAAGAGUAAGAAUGGUUAUUUGGAUUAAAUAAAUAAAUUAAUUAAAAAGUGGAUAAUCUAGUAAAUAGGGAUUCUCUUCUUUUCGAAAUCUUUUAAAUUAAGGAUAUGAAAUUCUUGAUUUUGCACUAUUAAAUAAUUAAAAAUUAUAAGUUGAAAAAAUUAAAGGAUUAAUUAUAUACUUAGAAUAAUUAAUGAGUAAAAUAAUUGAGAUUAUUACUAAUGGGAUUAAUGGGAAUUAAAUUAUUGAAGGAAAGAUAGAUAUAUAAUAAUUAAUUUUAGAACUUUAACAUAUUUCUAAUCAUCAAAAGUAAGAAAAAUUAAAAGAUUUAUAACCGAAGAAACCAUUUGAUGAUAUAAAUCAAUAUUUAAAUAAAUUAUAGAUGAAAUAAAAGAAAAAAAUACUUCCAUCAACUGCUAAAGAUAAACCAGAACAUAGUGUUAAGAAAGUAAAAAAAUCUAAUUAUGAUAAUUAUUAUGAAAAAUUAAGAAUUGAAAAAAGAAAUGAAUUAUUUAAUGUUAUGAAAUAGAUACCAAUUUUAAAAGAUAGAAAAGAUUUAAAUGAUAAAGUUAAAGAAAUUGAAAAUUAAUAAUUUGGAGAGUAUGUUAAAAAUAAAUCAAGUAUAUUUAAUUAAAUAUUAUUUAGAAUAUGAAGAAAUUAUGUAAUUAAUAAUAGAAACAUAUAAAGAAUUGUAAAAAUUUCCAAAUUAUUCUAAAUAAUUAUUUUCUUCUUAAAUUAAUCUAGAAACUACUGCCAAAGCUAUGUAAAAAUAUUAAGAUGGUAAAUUACAAAAAUGUGAAGAUAAAUAUAAAUAAGUUAGAUAAUAAGAUUAAAAUUCAUUAUCUUAAAUUAAGAAUAAUAUUAAAUUAUAAUCUUAAAAGAUUAAACUUAAAUCUUAAACUCAACUAUCAACAUAAAAAUAAUAACCACAAAUAAUGAAAUUGGAUAAAUUGAAUUAAUAAUUAAAUGAUUCAUGUCUAUUGAUACAAAAAUUACAAGAAUAAUAAUAAUAAUAAUAAUAAUAAUAAUAAUAAUAAUAAUAAUAAUAAUAAUAAUAACAAUAAUAAAUAAUAUAACUCUAAUAAAGUUACAAAUAAUAAUAAUCAAAACAAAAAUAAUAAGAUUAAGUACUAUCCAGUAUUUCAUCCAGUUAAGAUUCAAUUUCUCAAGGAUCUUCUGAAUUUAAGUUAGUUCCAAAGAAUAAAAGCACUCAAGGAGAAUAAGAAGAGAAAGAUCUCAAAACUUAUUUAAAUAAAAAAGAUGUAUUUAACAAUAUUUAAUAAAAUUUAGAUUAAUCCGUAUAUAUAUGGAGAUAAAUUAACAAAAAUAGGUUAAAAUGGAUCAAAAUUAAUUUUACCAGAUGGUUCCACUUACCUUAUUGAUUAUUUUAGUCAUUAAACAGAAUUAAGAUAAAAUAAAUUUCCAAAAUUAAUUUAAGAUUUAAAGAAUUCCAAUUAUCUAGAUUAAGAAUAUAUUUUAAAAGAAAUAGAAAGAAUGGCUAAAUAAAAUAGAAAUUAAGUAUUAUCAGGAUAAAUAGUACCAGAGAGAUUGAAAAAUUUAGAAGCAUUAAAUAAAGUAAGUGAAGACUUAUUGAAAGAUCAUCGAAUAUUGGAAUAUAAAUUGGUUGAUACAAUUGUAUAUUUGAUGCAUUAUGAAUAAAUGUUGAGAUCUGAUCUUUUUAGCAAUUUUAGGUUAGAAGAGAUUAUUUUGAAAUAGCAUCUAAUCAAAUCAGAUGAAAUUUAUAAGCAAUAAGACAAUUAUACAUCAACUUUGUGUUUUAUAAUUACAUUAAAAUAUUAAUAAUAAGGAAUUUGGGUCAGUAAUUUUAGUGGAAUUUCUAUUGAAAUAAUAAAGAAUCUAUCAUAAGUACAUAAUUAAAAUAACAUAAAUUAGUCAUAUGAAUUUAGAAAAUGGAAAGAAAGCAGAAAAAAUUAAGAGAAAAUGUAAUAAAAAUUAAUACAAGAAAAUUCAAAACUUUAAUUUGAACCAGUGACAUCAGAUGAAGAAUUUAAUGAAAAUAAUAAUUAAGUAAGAAGUUUAUCUAUUUUAUCUAGGGGAAUGCUUAAAGUUUAUAAUAUUAGGAAUCAAAUCAUAAAGCAAUUGGUUAUAUUGUUAAUAAUGGAAACUUUAACUCUAAAUGAAAUUAUGUAUAGAAUAUUAAGAUUAUAUUAUAUUCGUUUUUUAAAUAAAUGUGUGUAGGUGAUAUAUUGGGAAUGUGUCUUGGUCCAAUAGUAACAUGUGCCAAAUAUCUUUGUGGUGCACUGGGUCUUGGAUUGCUUUUUACAGCAGGAGCAGUUGGCAUUGAUUUAGUAGUAGAUUGGCCAAUUGUUUUGAUAAUAUUAGCAUCCUUAUUAGCAUUGAUCUGGUGUAUUAUAGUAUACUGUGGAGGAUUGUCAGAGAGAGAUGAUGAACCAUAAUAUUUAGCAAAAUAAUUUGAGUUAAUAUGUGAAACAUAAGAAAUCGUUAGAUAAUAUGAAGUAUUCAAUCAAAAUCAGAAUAGGUAAGACAUAACUAUGCAAGUGAAUUGGCUGAUGGAUGCAUAUAAAUAUCAAAUGUAGUGAUUGGAAUGUUCUAUAAUUAAUUGAUUUAUGCAUUGAUAUUGUUACUCCUAUUCUUAUUAGCAACUGUAUUAUGCUCUAAAUAAUAUUCUAGAUAUGGUUUAUACCUGUAGGAACUAAAGUGGGUUUCGUUAUUGGAUUAUUAUUUGGGUUAAUUUCUAUAUCUAUAAUUGCUUGGACAGCAUUUACAUUUGCAGGUAGAUCUAUUUGUAGAGUCAUUACAACAGCAAUAUAAAAUAAGUGGGAAUUAUAUGAUUUUAUGUAUACAGUAGGAUUUGGAGUAGUAAUGAUGUGCGUUGCGUCAAUAUAUUUCAUUUUCUUAAUACUGUUUUUCUUAUUCAAAAGUUUAUAAGGAAUUAAUAAUGAUAACAAACCUUAAGAUAAAUUAUAAUUAAUGGGUAUCUGUUGUUGUGGUUAUGCCAUGGGAAUAAUAGUUUGUGCAUUUAUUUAUAGAGAAUCAACAAGUAUAUUAGGUCGAAGCAUUUUUAAUGCUAUAGAUGGUUUAGUAAAAUGCGAUAGAAAUUUGAGUUUUAAUAAUCCUUACAUUUCAUCGCCAACUAAAUUAUUAUAUAUAUUAUCUAAUAUUAUAAGUACUUAAAUUGUCAAUAUAUUGGAUACUGCUAUUUGUAUUGCAGUUUUAACAGUUGGAGGAUUUGUAAUAUUUUCUAAUUCAGAAGAAGUAGCAAAAGAGAAUAUUACAUGGAAAUCAUUAUUAGCACCUACUUUAUACUUUUGUGUUAAUGUUUUCUGUUCUGUUAUAGUUUAGACUUUAAAAAGCAUGAUUUGGGAUAAUGAAGUUGUAAGAUUCACUAAAUUAAAUAUCAGAUAAUAAGUGCUAAUAACUCAUUUAAUUACACUAUUCAUCUUCUUUUUUAUGCCAAUGGUUACAAUACUUAAGUAAUUUUCAUUAAAAGGAGUAGAAGCACCUGAAACUUUAGCUAAAGAAGACAUUACAAUUAAGAAAAUUACUUAUUGUUGUAUUCUAGGUUAGUUAAGUAAUUUGAUAUUACUUUCUAUUGGAGAAUGGAUGACAUCACAUGGAUGUUAACCUGUUAGAAAUUUGGUAUUAUUUUUUAUCUUAUUAAGAGGCAUAAUCAUCAUCAGAUAGAAUUUUAACAUAAUCAUUCAAUUAUGCUACAUAUUUAAGUGCCAUUGGAUAAAUACUUAUUGUUUUAACUCUUGGAAUUAUAGCUACAGCUUCACAUGCUUUAGCUGGAUAUGCAGGUAUCUUAGCUGCAGCAGCAGGAUUUUUAAUUAAUGUACUUAUCAUGGUACCAUUAUUUUAUAUUGGAACUAUUUCACAAGAUGGUGCUAAAUUAUGUGUUGCAUCUCAUGUUACUCAAGUUGUAGCUGAAAGAUUUACUAAAAUGACUUGGGCAGCUAGAAAUUAUAUGAUAUACUUAAAAAUUACCAAUGCUGGCUCUGCCAUCUUAUUAGCUUUAACAUUUUUAGGAGGAGCUUUAUACCUCUUUAAGGUUGACAAUAACCCAUUAAUUGAUUUUAAUGGAAUUUUUGGUAUUCUUUUUGGUAUAGGAUUGGCAUUCUUAUUAAAAGGAAUGACUGUUGGAUCUAUAAUUACUAUAUCUAAGAUCUUUGAUCUAAAUAUUUAUGAGAGUGGAAUAGCAGCAGAAAUUGCAAAAAGAAAUACUCUUUCUUUACAUCGUUAUUUUGAAAGUAAACAACUCUUAGCUAUAUUCUGGGUGUUCUUAAUAACUAUAACAGACACUUUAUUAAUUUUUGGAUUUGGCUAUUUUUUUGGAAAAAGAGGAUGUCCUGGAUUUUUAUUAGGACAUACAGUAGUUAUAUUAUUUCUGAUGUGUUAUUCAAUCAUAAAUGGAACGGCCUUAAAAUAGAGUCGAUAUUAUAAUGAAGGUAAGAUUUUUGCUUUAUAUUAUAGUGGAUGAUAAGAUUUCUAAAAGAGGAAAAAUCUAUUUGUCAUGUGUUGAAGGAGACAUGUAUGGUACUUCAGUUGAAGAGAGUACAUCUAUUCCAUUAAUAGUUUACUUGUUGUACAAUACAAUUCUUAUGACAUGUGCUUAUCCAUUUUUUGCAGGAGAGGGGUAUAUUAGAAUAUUUAUAUUUAGAGACUUAUUUGUGGAAAAACCUUAAGAAACCAAGUUUUUGUGA
This is a messenger RNA of Paramecium primaurelia, 9481 nucleotides long. NCBI's taxonomy places the organism in Eukaryota, Ciliophora, Oligohymenophorea, Peniculida, Parameciidae. The record is from the annotation of a GenBank genome assembly.